UGACCCACUGGUGCUGCAUUAGUUGGUGAUUGGGGUCCCUCCCUGUCCUGACUGACCUUCCUUCUCAGGCUGAUGCUGAGGAUGAAGUUGAUUCACUCAGAGGUGCAUCUUGGCCCUUGAAGCAGCCUGUGCCUUCUCUGCUCUCCUGUUUCCUUCCAGUCAGGCUUAGACCUCUGGUCCCAAGUGCGCUUGUGAAACUUCCUGCAGCACUGGUGGGCUUUUCAAACAGUAUCCGUGGGAAGCACAGAGCGUAACAGAAAGCUAUUUAUUGAGAUUUUUGGUACAGACAGGGUGUGCAACAGCGAAUGGUAGCGUAUGCAUAUAACAGUUACUAUGUCGUGGAGUGUAAAGGAGUGUGUGGUCCUUUGACAGGAUUUCGGAUCCCUUGCGUGUUUUCCUAGGACAAAAUCCUCGUUGGGUUGCACCUGCUGGCUGGCUGGUGGUCCCUCUUGGCAAACAGAUUGUGUAUGGUGAGUUUCUAAGUAGUGAGUUGCACGGUGGGAGGUGAGCAGAGUGCAGGAUGCUGGGGUCAGUGCUGAUCGUCAGGAGUUUGUUGUUUCUGCUGCCUGUUUCUUGUGAGCUCUGGUGGGCAAGAAUUAAUCCUUCUGAUGGCCAGGGCAGUGUUGCUGAUGUGCUUAGGUGGCUUCCAAGGGGCGUGGAAAAAGGUACGAUUAGAAGGCAAAGUGUUUUUGCUCCCUUCAGUCUGUCUGCAAGUCCCACGUGUAGCCAAGCCAUGACUUUGGGGAAGGGUUUUCUGGAAUAACAUGCACCCUUGUUAGACACUGGCUGCUUGGUUGGCUCGUUGUGCCUGCCAGUUUCCCAGGGAAAGGAAGGCAGUUCUCAAGGCCUCCUGUAUUUUUUUAAUUAACUUUUUCUGAUAGACAGAGACUGGGAGAAGUUUGUGUAGAGCCCUGUGUGGAGGAGGCUUGGAGCAGAAAGAUUAGCAGCACUGUUUGCUUCUAGCUGGGUGGUUUGUGUCUGUUAAUCCUGGCAUCGUCCUCUUUUGGGCUUUGAAGCCUGGGAUGACAGGGCAUGGAACACUUGGUGUCGGCUGCGUGUGGUGCUGCUUGUGCAUAUCAAAGAGGGUCCAAGCAACAGAAGUGUGGGUGUGGGAGCCCUGUUGUGGCAGAAAGCUCCCUAAAUAACCAGCAAGUGGGUGUGUGCUUCUGCUCAGAGUACACGCAGCAAAAAGGAGCUGUCUGGAGAAGUUGCAGUUUUUGCAGUGCAGCCAGGGAGGUGGGCUGAGAGGGAGUGUUUCUGCAUUCUCAGCAUCCGUGAGAGCCGCAGUGAGAUCCCAGGUGUUGUUGUGUGAAGUCCUUCUGUGACAGUAGCAAGGCAGUGUAGAAGGGUGCUCCCUGCCCUUCCUGCCCUGCAGCAGCUUUUGCAUUUUGUUCCAUGAAUGUCCUUGACCACACUGUUAGAGAAAGUGGGUGUUCUCCCUGUGUGCUGGGGAAGGGUUUUAUUGUUGAGAGGGUUCAGGGGAGUUCCCCUUGUUGCUGCUUGUGCCAUAUGUGGGAUUGGUGUCCAGGGAAGCUGUUGUUGUGGGCGUCUUGAGCUGACAGCUUCCAUAAAGGUCAGUGUUUUGGGAUAUCUGCAAUGGAGCAAGUGACUGGUGACGUUGGCAUUGGAUGGAGUGGUCUGUUUCCUCAGUCAUGAAGUCCUGAAGUGAAUGGAGAGUCCUUGGAAGCCUUGCAACCCCUGAAAAUCCAGGGAUUUUGUUGAAUCUGAUAUGUUUGGUGAUUUUACACUAAUGCCUUGACUAAAAGCAUUAACCAAAUGUCAAACUUCCUGGCUGCCUUUGUUCUCUUAGAACCAGCAGCAUGACACCUUACCAGGUGGGGGCUGUGCCUGCCCAAUGAUUGCACUUUGUUUUGGUCUGAGAUUAAGAAAGAGAUUCACUUCCAAGCUUUGCACUUUCUCAUGUGUGCAGCCUGUCCAUAUGGCUGAGAAGUGUUCCAUUAAAAAUCCAUAUCCACUUUCCUUUCUGUCUUGACAGUAAGUCAUCACUGAGUCCUGGUGGGCUUUUGCAGGUGGGAGAGAUCAAAUACGUACAAAUUGUUUCAACCUCGCAAGCGUGGGAGGGUGUUGGGUCUGCAGCAUUAUUGCUGCUCAGUGAUUCAAUUAGUGUGUAAUGUAUUUGCAAACACUCUACUUGCUGCCAGAGGUAACAGUCUUUAUAAGUCUCCCCAAACUGUCCUGGGCAGCGAAUGAAGAUGGUUGGAAGUAGGGUGGCUUCUCCUGAGAAGAGGGUGGUGAAAGAGUGAGACAGAACUAAAGCAGGACAACCAUGUCAAGAAGAAAAACGUUUUUUACUUGAGAGAUUUGAGUGAGAAGGAGAGCAAACAGAGUCAGUGAGUGCAUUGUCUCUGUCCAUGUGAACAGGCUCUUGCAUCCUUACAGGGAUGGUAAUGCUGGCCUGUGGAGAAGAUGCUAUGUGUAUGGUUACUCCCCCAGAGGGAGUUAAAAUAUAUCAAUAUAUUCACAUUAUAUUGGUGGGUGGCCCCAAUGCACCACAGUAGGAGAAACACAAGCAGAGAUAAUUACUUACUGGAAAAUAUACGGUUUGAAAUUCCAGCAGAAAAGCUGCAACCCCAAACCUUCCAAGGUGAACUUCCUGGGUAUAUGAUGGAGGGGAGGAACCCUGAAACCUUGACUAUCCUUGAACAAGUUAAAAGGCCUGGAAAGAGGAGUAUUCCUUGAGUCUGCUGGCAUUUUGGAGAAAACACAUCCCAAGUUUCUCAAUCAUAGCAAGUGCCCUUUGUGAUUUAACAUGCCAGAGGACCACCUGGGACUGGACCCCUGUCCAUGAAGAAGCCGUACAAUUGUUAAUCUUUGAGGUUGGGGUAUAUCAGGUGUCAGGCUUUAGGUCCAAUACAUCUGACAGAUCCACUUCAUAAAAUCAUAGAAUCAUAGAAUGUUAGAGGGUUGCAAUGGACCUUAAAUUCAUCUAAUCCCAACCCUUCCUGCUGUGUGCAGGGACACCUCCCACUAGACCAGGUUUCUCAAGGCCUUAUACAACCUGUCUUUGAACACUGCCGGGGUUGGGGCAGUGGUAUGUGCAAUUAUACCAUUAGUGCCAUGUGCUUCAGAUAGAGGAGGGAGCACAUGAAGUGCUCCAAAUACAAAAACCGCCUGGCAAUAACUGGGCCAGAAGCUUCCUCCAUCAUAUAUAAAACCCACCUCGCAAUUUGAGCCCCACCUGAAAAAUGCAUGGUUCACUGAUGCAUCCUCCAAAGGAGAGCAAGAUACUGAGGGGUGGCCCUGCGUGUUUUUUUGAGGGGAUCAAAUUGUGACAAAGGGAGAAGGAAAUGCUCAGGUGGGAAAAUCGGUAGCCAUGUGCAGUGUGGUUGUUAGAGAGACUGAAAAUAAAAACAAGAGUGUUUAUUUAUAUGGACUCCUAUGCUGCUUUUAAGGGGUGCACUGGAUGGCUCCUGUUUUGCGAACAAACCCGUGGGAAGUCAGUCGGGUUCCCAGUGUGUCAGCGAGAGAAGUGGGACGACAUCCUAAACACAGCUAAGCAGAAGUCUCUUGGUGGGAUGGAUUGCUAUUCACCAGAAGAGGGAUCACCUCUUGAAUAAUCAGAUUAUCUGAAAUCCAUUGCUGGACCUACGCUUUCAACUGUUUAGUGGAUGGACCAUUUUGUGCAUUUUUAGUUUGAUUUUACUAAGCCUAUUUUGCCUUUUUACUAGAGAAAAAUGGUGUGGGAAAAGUUUUUAUUCUUAUUUUAUGGGUGUACAAUUUUGUCUCAAUUGACUGAGAAUGAGGAUACUCAACCAAAUUUGGCUUGGGAGUUGAUACAAGGAUUUAUGCAUAUUUGGAACCACACGAAUCAAGGAAUAUGUAUUAACCUCCCCAACUCUGCAUCAGAGGGGCUUAGAUUUAUGAUGAUUUGGUUAAAUUUUUCAGAAAUAUUAACAAGAGAACUAGAUAACCUUAAAAAAACAGGAGGAAAUGUUACCUGGGGAAUGAUCGAGUCCCCCUUCCUAGACCAGAAGGAAGGACAACAAUGGGCUGCAAAUGGGACAUGGGUAGAAUACAAGAAAGCCUUUUACCAGCUCCCACACAACUCUACCUGGAACCAUUUAUGGAAUCAGACAUGUUAUCGAUCAUUAGACACCAACCCUAGUGAGACAUUGCAAAAUGUCACUUCUAUCCCUUGCACGGUGGUGCCGUGGUGGGAUUCUCCUACUGAGAGUGCGUUUUUCGAACAUGAGUACAAUUUACAUUGGGAUGCAGGAUGGUGUAUACAAAUCCCCAGUAACCCAGGAACCCCACACCAAGUUAACCAAACAAAUUAUGAGUGGGCUUGGUCUCUGAAACAAAUCUUUGACCCCAUAUCUCCCCUACAAUGGGCCUCCCGGACCCCAACAGGGGACAUAGUGGAAUGGGAAGUGGGGAAAUCGGACUGUAAGGACCAGCAGAUCACACUCCCUAACGGAGAGAGCAUCUGCUGGAAAGUGAGGAACACCAGAAGCAUCAUCCAAAGUAAAUCAGAGACCUCCUUUCUGAAUUGUUCCCGUAUAUUAGAUUGUACCACUGGAGCAGGUGAGCCUAUAGAAACCUGGUACAUCUCGGAGCUGAGAACUUUCAUCCGGGACAUGUGUACCUGUUGGGGUUAUCCCAACUAUGGCUAUCUAAAUCGAGACACCCGAUGCAAUGGGUCUUACGAAAAUUCGGAGACGGCACUGUCCUGCGGUAUUCCUGUUACACAUGGCCCUGACCCAAGAAGAGUCUUGAAUUCAAGUACUGAAGCACAGGAAGUUCCCCGAGGCGACCUGUAUCAGUGUUCACAAGCCAAAUAUCCAGCUCCGAGGGGAACAGUAUGGGCAUGUUCAGAUGGAAAAAUGUAUUCCCACUUGAACAUGUAUGAUAUGGCUGGACUCCAGUGUACUAUUGGGUUUCCUACCAUGUGCCCAUCUAAAACAUUCAAUUACACACUUUAUUGUAACAAAAAGGUACAGAGAGAAAUCCGCAAUCCAGUAGAUGCGAAAGGGUGGAUUGGGGGGAUUCAAGUCCCUGACUAUUAUACCUGGGGACAAAAUGUUGCUUUAGACUUAGAAUUAUUUUUUGUGCCCAGUGGAGUUAAUCAACGGCAUCAGUAUGUCUUGGAGAACUUAACUAGGCAAAUCCACGUGUUGAGCAACUGGACCGAACGUGCCUACGGGAAACUGAAUUUGCAGGCCCAACAGGUACCAAAAAUGGCUUUGCAGAAUCGAUUAGCCCUGGAUAUGGUGUUGUUGAAAGAGCACGGAGUAUGCGGGAUGCUAAACCUAACGGAUGGAGAAUGCUGUGUCACUGUUCAUAAUGCUGCCACCACCAUGGAAGAAGCGCGUCAGAAGAUGAAGGAGGUUGCUGAACAAACGGGAGAACUAUUUCAAGCAAUGCAACCGAAGGAAUAGUUUGAUGGACUGAGCCUGGAUCGUGGAUCACAUUGCUACUAAAGUGCCUUGGACUUACGGGAUGGGGAAAGCAGCAUGUACGCGUUGCCCUUACGAUAUUUUGUGGAUUUGUGGUUUUGAUGAAAGGUCAGAAAGUCAUGUGAAACUGUUUACUUGUGGCAAGCUAUAAGAAGAGGAUGAAGGAGAUUGUUGGGACUUGUGAGAAGACUGACGACCUCAUAAACUAAAAAAAAAAGUCAUAAAAAAGCACUCGUUGAGCGAGGGAUGUUUGAGUUAACCUCCAAAGGCUCUUAGCGAUGCUCUAGUGGGAAUUUCUUUGCCAGAAUUGCUUAGUGGAUCCAUGCAAGUGUGUUGGUACUUGUAAUUUAUAGGAUAAAUAUGAAGAUACAUGAGCAUGAUUUAUUGAUAGAGCAUAAGCUAUAUAUAGUGCCUUUAACUGUAUUAUUAAAACUGAAGGUAAAUAAUUAAUGGACUGAAGAAAAGAUACGUAAAACUCUGGGGAGUUUUGAUGGGAAGCGUUCCUGUCUUGUGGUAAUUAAAAUUGAAUAUAUUCUGA
Myiozetetes cayanensis is the source of this 5955-nucleotide messenger RNA. RefSeq lists its product as uncharacterized. Bases 3696 to 5399 code for a protein of 567 amino acids. Lineage: Eukaryota; Metazoa; Chordata; Aves; Passeriformes; Tyrannidae. The transcript has 2 exons. The record is from RefSeq and is a predicted model, not a curated record.